AAGUUGAGAACUCGAUCGGUCCCAACAACCAACAACCACCACAACUACCAAUUGAUAACCUUUACCCUUACCUGUAUGCCCCCGAAUAUAAAUAAUACCACCCAACUCGCACAAAACUCCGACAAAAUGGCCGCGCCCAUCAGCCCAGAGGAGACUCUGGCCAGAUUCGAAGAACUCAGUGUUCUGGAGGCCGAAUUCGAGGAUGCUGAGCUCGAAUUGAUCCGCAAAUCCACGGCCUUGAACGAGCCGCUGUGGAAGAAGCGCGCAGAAAUCGUCGCAAAGAUCCCUCACUUCUGGACCCUCGUGCUCGAGCAGAUUCCUGUCGAACUCGAAACCUUCAUCCAGCCCACCGACUUCCAACUCUUCGCCAACAGCCUACAGACCAUCGAGGUGUCGCGCUUCGAGAUCGAUGACCCCAAAGGCUCGCCGCGCAGCUUCUCCAUCAAGUUUGGCUUCGACGACAAUGAAUACUUCUUCAACAAGGAGUUGGAGAAGAAGUUCUGGUACCGCAAGUCCAAGGACUGGGCCGGCCUCGUCUCAGAGCCCGUCAAGAUCGUGUGGAAGAAGGGCAAGGAUCUGACUGAAGGCCUGACCGAUGCUGCGUACGACCUGGCACAGGCCAAGAAGACGUUGGCCAAGACAUCCGGUGGCAAGAGCAAAGCAAAGGCUGAGGCCAGUCUCCCCGAGUACAAGACGCUCGCUAGCAAGAUAGAAGACGACACCGAGGGCGCGCCGAGCUUCUUCACCUGGUUCGGCUUUGUGUCUAGCUACCGAUGGAUCAGCGCAGAGGAAUCAGAGGAGGCCGACAAAGAAGAGAAGACGCGCCUGGAAAAGCUCAAGCGCGGUGAGAAGCUCGAUGAUGACGAGGACGAGGAUGAUGAGGAUGACGAUGCGGACUACCAGGAAACGGAGGUUUUCCCACAAGGUGACGAGUGUGCUACGCUCCUGGCCGAAGACGUCUGGCCAUCUGCCCUGCGUUACUUCAAACAAGCCCACGAGGCAGACGAUGAAGAGCUGUCCGAGAUUGAUGUCGACGACAUGGAUCAAGACGAUUCAGAUGGCGAGAUCGACAUCCGCGGAUUAGUUAGCAAAGGUCGCACGUCAAGCACAUCGCCUCCAUCCAAGAAGCAGCGCAAGGCCUAAAAGGCCUACCUUUCUUCGGAACAUCACCACAUGAUUGUCUUGACGAGCAUUGGCAAGACACGGGAAAACGAGACCUCUUCUUGGUAUAGAAGCGAAGACUCCACCAUGCUUCGCCUCUCGAAUUCCAACAACCGAGUCCUCUCCGUUUCGCGGAUGUAGGCCCGACCAUACCACGUCGGAACAACCCUUCUUCUUCACGCCAUGCUCUCGCUCGCUCGGUAUUUUGGCAUUUUCACUGUUUAUAGACGCUACUUCUGGACAAUUUUGCAAUCUAGCGUUGGAAACCCAAUCUGCGGAUCUUAAUGGGACGGCAUAGAUAGCUGGAUUUUCUACCAGAAACUUUUUCUUCUUUGGAUAGACGACACAAUACAACGAUAUUCACAUGCAAUUCACACGUUCAUGCACUGUAAACCUACCUUUAUUUUUCUUCGCCCCUACAUAUAACACCAACUGAUGAGCAAGAUGUACAGCAGAGGUGUGUUUUUCUACCCUACAUCCACAGCAGUACCAAGUCCCCGCCCGCUGCACACAUACCCUCCGCUAUCCUGCUCCGACGGCCCUCCCUGCCGUCCCGUCUCGCCCCCGCCUCAGUCCACAAGUCUCUCCAAGAAACCAUAGCUCUCUCCACAUUCUCUUCCCCUCACUCCCGCGGCACAGCCGCAACGACC
Molecule: messenger RNA, 1811 nt
Organism: Periconia digitata
Lineage: Eukaryota; Fungi; Ascomycota; Dothideomycetes; Pleosporales; Periconiaceae
Source: the annotation of a GenBank genome assembly